AUGGCUCCAGGAAGUAAAAAGAAGGGGAAAAAAGUACCUUCUGGACCUGUUGCCGAUAAGCCUUGUCAUAACUGUCGACGUCGAAGACUUCGCUGUGAUCGUCAACUCCCCCACUGCGCAAAGUGCGACGCAAAAGGCGUUGAGUGUCUGGGCUAUUCUCAGAUCUUUCAGUGGACGGGUGCUGUUGCUUCAAGGGGAAGACUCGCUGGCCAGCAGUCCAGCGCUGCCUUGUACUCCCCAGCACGUCCUUCUACUGCCCGCUCAAGAGCGUCGUUAUCUUCUGUUUCUUCCCUCUCGUCAAAUUCACCUGCAUCUACUUCAUCCGCAUCAUCCGUCGCUUCGCCAUCCGUUCCCUCGUCCUCACCCGCCUUUAUUGCCCCAAGCCUUUCUCAAGUCGAGGAGGUUACAGAAACGUCAGACGCCGAGUCUGGAACGGAAAUAGAUCUGUUCAUUGACAUCGAUAACAACGUCGACGAUGAGAACGAAGAUGAAGAUGAUGCUGCGACCCCCCUAGCGAGUCGUGAUACACAACUCGUCUGUACCACCAUCCACAACCAGAACCAUCCCCUGGCAUCGGAAACGUCGACUCCGUGGGUGCUCGUCGAUCCCUUGUACCAAGACAUUACGAGCAACCACAGACAGUAUCUCGCUUAUUCCUACGACGUGCCCGACAACCCCUUUCGAAAUCUACUCAAAUUCACUCAGGCCCACCCUCUGCUACGUCAGGUCAUCAUCGCCGCCUCGGCAACGCACAUGUACAACCGCUCUCGCCCGUGGCUGUCCUCGGACUCGCUAGAAAGAGGUCUUGGCCCGAGGAAUCUGCUCAUGGAUGCUCUCGAGGCUAAGCAUCAGGUAUUGCGCAUGUUGCCGUCUGCCCUGCAGAGUAUUGAGUCUAUCGGGGGUGACAUUGUCCUGGCCGCGAUUCUCUUCCUGAUCAAUGUAGAGCUGAUAGAGUCUGGCAAACAUAAUUGGAAGGCUCACUUCGAUGGCGCUGGGAAGAUCAUGAAGUUGCUUGGGCCUGUUUCUGAUGUGGACGAGAGCUUGAGGGACUACAUUGUAUCCGACUGCUUCAUCUACUACUGUUGCCCACCGCAACUCCUCGAAAUUAUGCUAAUAGCAGCUCGACUUUCUAACACAAAACCGGACGAUAUGGUCUCGGCUGACAUGGUCACUGCCGCUGGAGCAGCAUUACUAGACCGUGCUAGGAAUUUCGACGUUAUACCGUGGGCGCAAGAUAUCGACCUCAGCACCAUCCCCCCUACCGAGCAAGAUCCAGUGUUAAGUCGAUUUAGAGUCGCAACAUCCCAUCGUCUCGCCAUCUGUCUCUACAUUCUUCAUGCGAUACCCACGGUGGGAGCUUGGGUCGGUGAAGAUCUCGCAGACACGAUAUUUUCCGAACUACAUCAAGUGCUGAGCAUUAUUCCCGACGACGAUACGAACUUCAAGGCUACGACAUGGGUUACGUUUGUGUUUGGCGCGUGUGCCAGGACAGCAGAGAUGAAGGACUGGGUUACUGUUCAGAUCAAGAAGCUUAUGCUUGAGUCACCUUGGGGAUUCUUAUAUGCAGCGCGAGAUGCUCUGCAGAUGUUAUGGAGCGUUCAGGCUGAAGGGAUGCCGAUGACGAGCUGGGUUCAGACGUUGAGGGAUCUACAUAUGGACUUUUUGAUUGUUUGA
Messenger RNA from Fusarium musae, 1674 nucleotides. RefSeq lists its product as uncharacterized. Gene Ontology annotation, biological process: positive regulation of transcription by RNA polymerase II. Gene Ontology annotation, cellular component: nucleus. The transcript has 3 exons. Bases 1 to 1674 code for a protein of 557 amino acids. The record is from RefSeq and is a predicted model, not a curated record. NCBI's taxonomy places the organism in Eukaryota, Fungi, Ascomycota, Sordariomycetes, Hypocreales, Nectriaceae. Gene Ontology annotation, molecular function: zinc ion binding; DNA-binding transcription factor activity, RNA polymerase II-specific; transcription cis-regulatory region binding.